Molecule: messenger RNA, 2338 nt
Organism: Dreissena polymorpha
Lineage: Eukaryota; Metazoa; Mollusca; Bivalvia; Myida; Dreissenidae
Product: stress response protein NhaX-like
Exons: 5
Coding region: 405-1052 (215 amino acids)
Source: RefSeq, a predicted model, not a curated record
UGUUUUAUUGGAUUUCCUAUUACAUUUACCGAAUCGCACAUUUGAUGUGUAAUCAUAGAUUACACGAACCUUGUUCCACCAUAUCGUGUUGAAUAACAAUAGAAAAUAUGUCAUGUAGGACAUUUCUUGAGAUUUAUUUAAGGGAGACCAUCAAUAUUAAACUUUAUGUAUAUGCAUUGUGUAACGGACGGGUUGUCUUCUCUCAAUACAAGAUAACGGAUACAUCGUGCAAAACGAAAACUAGGACAUCUCAGUCACUAUGUGUUUAAGAGGAGAAGAAUAUUUAAGGUCUAUUACGAAUUUGCCAGAUUAGGGUUAAAAGGUUGACGAUAUUUUCUGUGAUAUUUGGCGCACUGGUGUUUCGGAGUUUGUGUCAAAAAACAUCAGUUGACAGAUUUAAAGCAAUGACGGACUCUGAACGUAUAGAGUCUAAAACCAAGGGGUUGUCUAUUAAAAGGGGAAGCACGGUUUUGAUUGCGGUGGAUGGUAGUGAGUAUUCGGACUAUGCUUUCCAUUAUUAUGUAGAAUCCCUUCACGAGCCAGGAAACAGAGUGAUAGUCGCUCACUCGAUGGACUACAAAGUUGUAUUGGUCCCAAGCGGCUCUUCCGGCGAUCUGGUCACGGUCUCCCCAUCCAAUCUGACUGCAGAGAUCGACAACGAGGACAGGAUGGCACAAGAUCUCGCGGCAAAAUACGACGCGAAAAUCAACGAGCUUAAGCUUGAAGGAACCGUAGAGGUCACGCGAGGUGAAGCAGGGCCGGCCAUCUGCGCCCUGGCGUCCGACAAAAACGUGGACUUCAUUGUCGUUGGCAGCCGGGGCAAAGGCAUGCUCCGACGAACGCUAACCGGAAGUGUGACAGAUUACAUCGUACACCACUCAAACAUACCAGUGCUUGUCACGCGCCACAAAGAUCACUCGAAGCAUCACGGGAUUCAUUUUCACAACCCGUUUCAUCGCGAGCACAAGAAGAGCGAAAGUCGUGAACACAAAAAGAGCGAAAGCGACAGCGUUGGGAAAGGAGGCUCGAAAGAAGAAUCGCAUAAAACUUAAGACCUGCUAAAGGGCGGACAUAUCCGAACGUCUGCGACAUGCCACACAGUACAUAAGGGCGUAUACGCAGAAUGGCAGCAGGACGGCCAACACAAGGAACGCCCAUUCAAGUGACACACCCACUGUCAGAAGGAUUGGUACCACAACGCACACGAGGUUCUCAUGUGGAAUCCCGUGCAUUCCGUGGAAAACUAACAGCGUUCCUGGAACAACGGCAUAAACAAGCUCUGUAAACGCAUACGUGUGUAAUUUUGUUAAAUUAUUGAAUUUUUAUAGAAAAUUAAACGCCGUUGCUUAGCAGUCAAUCAGUUCAAAAUACAAUUCGACCAUUAGAAUACCAAAUAUUGAAGCUGUUUGUUUUAGAGAACUGUACAAUUUCUUCUUUAUGACUUUAAAAGAGGAAAGCGAAGGCUAAUACGGGGCAUUUGCAUUUUGAGAAAACAUUUUAUUUUAAUAGUAUUUGUUAACUGAUUGCUUAAGACAUGUGUUUCUUAACAUAAAUAAUAAGUAAAUACAAAGAUGAAAAAUGGAUUUAUGAAUUAAUUGGUAGAUUGAACUUAAUACCGUCCUUAUUCCCCAUUUAUGUACAGUUUGUCAACCGGUUCCGUAUAAUCAACAGUUCCGAUUUAUUUGUAUUUAAUUUUCCAUAAUGCUCCAAUAAAAACAAAAUGUUAAGUGUCUAAGGGGAACAUUAGGUAAAGGAAUAAAUUAACACAGUUUUAUCAAGAACGCUUUUGUAUUAUGCUUACAUGGGGGAUAAAUGCAGCAAAAAGUUAACCGGAACUGAUUACAUGAGUUACGUUUUGAAAUGUGCAUAUGGAUAUAGAAGGCAUUAUUAUUUUCAAAUAAACUUUUUGCUGAUUGAAAACAAAUGCAAUGACAAUCUUUUGAAAUACUAACUCUAAAGUUGAAUGAUUUUUAAUAAUUUUCCAAAGGGUGAACUUUAACUGGCUAUUUUAGUAAAAAAACUGCAUAUGCCGUCUGGCCUAACCUGUUAUCAUACAAAAUAAAUUUUACCAUUUUUUUUUUACAUCUUCUCACAUUAACACUAAAUCCUGAAGAAAUUAUUGUGGUCGAAUUAUUUUUUUGCCGGGUAAUUUUAAACUGGUUGACUGACUGUAUUAUCAGUCUUUCCAUUAUAGGAACGAAUCUCAUUCGUACAAAACAUGCCCAUUUAUUAAUACAUAAAUAUCACACAAAACAGUAUAUUACAUCGCAUAUUAUAGUUUACUUAUUAUUCUUAAAAUGCGAAUAAUGAAAACGACAAAUAAACCUGCCAAUGCAUG